AUGAGCUCAACUGAUCAAGCGGAGGAGCAACCUCCAUUACAGCCAACAGAGGAACCUUCAGGAGCUGAAAAGGAAACAAAUCAUGUCAACAGAGACACCUCUGAGACUACAGAGGACGAUGCUUUCAAAACCCUCAAAUAUUCCCUUCUGGGACCAUCGCUACUAAAAGCAGGACAAGAUACAGUUGAUCAAACAAAGGUUUCUGAAAUCAUCUACAACGCUUCCAAAGGAUCCAAAUUCUUCAAUCGCGAAGAAGAACGAGACAAAGUCCUCACCCAAAAGAUCGAACAAAUUAUCGCGCGAAAGGCUCAACUCGAGAAGAGGGAUCUGACUCGAGAUUUGCGCAAUGCAGACCGUCUGAUUGCCGAACUUGAACUCACUCGCGACCUCACUCAGCACAUCGUCCAUGUGGACUGUGAUGCAUUCUACGCAGCUGUGGAGCAGCUCGAUCAGCCGGAAAUAAAGGACCUCCCUUUCGCAGUUGGUGGCGGUGUUCUGACCACUUGCAACUAUGUUGCGCGCAAGUUCGGCUGCCGGUCAGGCAUGGCUGGCUUCGUGGCGAAGAAAUUAUGUCCAAGCUUGAUCUUGCUAAAGCCAAACUUCCAGAAAUACAAUGCAAAAGCGCAUGAGGUGAGAGAGGUUCUGGUUAACUACGAUCCCCGGUUUGAGAGCGCUAGUAUCGAUGAGGCAUACCUGAACAUAACCGAAUACUGCCAGGAACACCAGAUGGACCCAGCGGAAGCUGUUGAACAGAUGCGGCGAGAAGUUCAUGAGAAGACAAAUAUCACAGUCUCUGCUGGCAUUGCUGCUAACGCAAAACUCGCAAAGAUCUGUUCAAAUAUGAACAAGCCCAAUGGGCAAUAUGUUUUAUCUUGCGAUCGGCCAACAAUCAUGGCCUUCAUGCGCGACCUACCUACCCGAAAAGUCAACGGUAUAGGGAGAGUCCUCGAGAGAGAACUGCUAGAGAUUGGUAUCAAGACUUGUGGUGAUCUCUACGAGCAUCGAAAAUAUCUCAAUCCACUUUUUGGUGACAAAACCUCAGAGUUCCUGUUCACAUGCUACUUAGGUCUUGGUCGAACCAAAAUCCAACCAGCAGAAGAGUAUGAGCGCAAAAGCGUUGGCACGGAGAGCACAUUCCGCGACAUGUCGGAUCCUACGCAGCUGAGAGAAAAAUUACGAGCAACAGCAGAGGAGUUGGAGCAGGAUAUGAAGCGCGCUGAAUGUAAAGGCCGUACACUCUGUCUUAAAGUCAAGCUUCACACAUUCGAGGUCUUCACUCGGCAGGUCGUCCUACCAAGAGCUAUAUGCCUUGCAGACGACUUGUACAACUACGCUCUGCCUAUUCUCACGAAGUUGGAGCAAGAAAUGCCUGGCAUGAAACUUCGGUUGAUGGGUCUGAGAUGCACACAUCUUGUCAGUACCAAAAGGCCUGAUGCCAUGGCCUUCUUCGGCUUCCGGCCCCGAAGGACAGACUCUGAAGACCGCCCGCAAGACGGUACCCUGAAAAGAAAAUUGAGUGAUGGUGACGGAGAAUGGGAACAGUGGCCAGGAGCCGAUCUUCAACUUGACGACCCGGAUGGCCUGCUUGAGGGCUCUUCUAGUAACCAGGACACUCCAGAUCAAUCGCCAGGUCGAAGACACGGCAAGGAGAUCGCCCCUAAUCCUACAAAAGAGAACGCUGAAGAGGAGCAGUGGUGGGACUGUCCCAUUUGCAGCAGACCGCAAACGGCCGACGAACGGCAUUUCAAUGAACAUAUAGACCUUUGCCUGUCGAGGCAGACAAUUCGUGAGGCUGUACAGGCAGAUGGCCCGUCAAUAAAACGUGACCCGACGCCCGAAAUGAAGAAGCCACGGAUGACAGAGAAGAAGAGAGGGAAGCCGAAGGUGCCUGACCCAAAGCAGAGACAGUUGUUCUUUGGAUAG
Messenger RNA from Fusarium mangiferae, 1923 nucleotides. RefSeq lists its product as uncharacterized. Gene Ontology annotation, cellular component: nucleus. Gene Ontology annotation, biological process: error-prone translesion synthesis. The coding region runs from base 1 to 1923 and encodes 640 amino acids. Lineage: Eukaryota; Fungi; Ascomycota; Sordariomycetes; Hypocreales; Nectriaceae. Gene Ontology annotation, molecular function: damaged DNA binding; DNA-directed DNA polymerase activity. The record is from RefSeq and is a predicted model, not a curated record. The transcript is spliced from 2 exons.